Lemur catta (Ring-tailed lemur) is the source of this 5108-nucleotide messenger RNA. It is a transcript of the gene TBC1D2B, whose product is annotated as TBC1 domain family member 2B. The coding region runs from base 45 to 2897 and encodes 950 amino acids. The transcript is spliced from 13 exons. NCBI's taxonomy places the organism in Eukaryota, Metazoa, Chordata, Mammalia, Primates, Lemuridae. The record is from RefSeq and is a predicted model, not a curated record.
GGCCGCGGGGCCGGGGCCGGGCGCGGGCCGGGCGCGGGCGGACGAUGCCGGGGCCCGGGGCCCGCGCGGAGGAGGGCGGCGGCGGCGAGGGCGCGGCGCCGGGGGCGGGCCCCGGGCGGGAGCCGGCGCGGCUGUGCGGGUACCUGCAGAAGCUGUCGGGCAAGGGCCCGCUGCGCGGCUACCGCAGCCGCUGGUUCGUGUUCGAUGCGCGCCGCUGCUACCUCUACUACUUCAAGAGCCCGCAGGACGCGCUGCCGCUCGGCCACCUGGACAUCGCGGACGCCUGCUUCAGCUACCAGGGCCCCGACGAGGCGGCCGAGCCGGGCGCCGAGCCGCCCGCGCACUUCCAGGUGCACAGCGCGGGCGCCGUGACGGUGCUCAAGGCUCCCAAUCGCCAGCUCAUGACCUACUGGUUGCAGGAGCUUCAGCAGAAGAGAUGGGAAUAUUGCAACAAUCUCGACAUGGUCAAGUGGGACAGCAGGAGCUCCCCGACUCCGGGGGAUUUUCCUAAGGGGCUCGUGGCCAGAGACAACACAGAUUUAAUUAACCCACACCCGAAUGCUUCUGCAGAGAAAGCCAGAAAUGUCCUAGCCGUGGAGACAGUGCCCGGAGAGCUGGUGGGAGAACAGGCUGCAAACCAGCCAGCCCCUGGGCAUCCAAAUUCUAUCAAUUUUUACUCUUUGAAACAGUGGGGCAAUGAGCUCAAAAAUUCAAUGUCCUCCUUCCGUCCUGGGAGAGGGCACAGUGACAGCCGGAAGACUGUGUUUUACACCAGUGAGGAGUGGGAGCUUCUGGACCCAACCCCUAAGGACCUGGAGGAGUCCAUGGUGCAGGAAGAGAAGAAGAAACCGGCCCCGGAAGUGAGCAAAGGCAUGACCGGCUCAGGAUUCCCCUUCGAGUUUGGACGUAACCCCUACAAAGGGAAACGCCCUCUGAAAGACAUCAUCGGGUCGUACAGAAAUCGUCACAGCAGUGGUGACCCUUCCAGCGAGGGGACGUCGGGCGGCAGGCCGGCCUCGGAGACACAGCUGCAGGUGCAGAGUCAGCAGGAGGAGCUGGAGGGGCUGAAGAAAGAGCUGUCCAGCCAGAAGGAGCUGGUGCGGCUGCUGCAGCAGACGGUGCGGUCCUCGCAGUACGACAGGUACUUCGCCAGCGGCCGGCUCUGCGAGGGGCCCCCCCGGGACACGCUGGAGCUGCUGCGACAGAAGGAUGAGCAGAUCCUGGGCCUCGCCGGGCAGCUGGAGCGGCUGGGCCUGGAGCGGGACGGCCUGCAGCAGGAGGUGCGGGCGCUGCAGCGCCGUGUGGGCGAGCUCAGCGAGCAGCUGGGCAUGCUGAUGGAGACCAUCCAGGCCAAGGACGAGGUCAUCAUCAAGCUCAGCGAGAGCGAGGCUGGCCUGUCGCCUCCCGCCGCCAUGCCUGGCUCCCCGCCGGCCGCCCCCGCCAGCAGGGACCAGCUGGAGCUGGACAGGCUGAAGGAUAAUCUACAGGGGUACAAAACCCAAAACAAAUUUCUGAAUAAGGAGAUUUUGGAACUCUCAGCUCUACGGAGAAACGCAGAAAGGAGAGAGAGGAACCUGAUGGCAAAGUAUUCCAGCCUGGAAGCCAAGCUGUGCCAGAUCGAAAGCAAAUACCUGAUACUGCUUCAAGAAAUGAAGACCCCGGUGUGCUCAGAGGAACAGGGGCCUGCCCGGGAGGUCAUCGCCCAGCUGCUGGAGGACGCCCUGCAGGUGGAGAGCCAAGAGCAGCCGGAGCAAGCGUUCAUCAAGCCUCACCUUGUCAGUGAGUACGACAUCUACGGGUUUAGGACCGUCCCUGAGGACGACGAGGAAGAGAAGCUGGUGGCCAGGGUCCGUGCCCUGGACCUGAAGACGCUGUACCUCACGGACAGCCAGGAGGUCUCCACGGGGGUCAAGUGGGAGAACUACUUCGCCAGCACAGUGAACAGGGACAUGAUGUGCUCGCCGGAGCUGAAGAACCUGGUCCGCGCGGGCAUCCCGCACGAGCACCGCUCCAAGGUGUGGAAGUGGUGCGUGGACCGCCACACCAGGAAGUUCAGGGACAGCACCCAGCCAGGCCACUUCCAGGCCCUGCUGCAGAAGGCGCUGGAGAAGCAGAACCCGGCCUCCAAGCAGAUUGAGCUGGACCUGCUGCGGACGCUGCCCAACAACAAGCACUACUCCGGGCCUGCCUGCGAGGGCGUCCAGAAGCUGCGCAACGUGCUGCUGGCCUUCUCCUGGCGCAACCCGGACAUCGGCUACUGCCAGGGCCUCAACAGGCUGGCGGCCGUGGCCCUGCUGUACCUGGAACAGGAAGACGCCUUCUGGUGUCUGGUCGCCAUCGUGGAAGUUUUCAUGCCUCGGGACUAUUACACGAAGACUCUCCUGGGAUCCCAGGUGGACCAGCGGGUGUUCAGGGACCUCCUGAGUGAGAAGCUGCCUCGGCUGCACGCCCACUUCGAGCAGCACAAAGUCGACUACACCCUCAUCACGUUCAACUGGUUUCUGGUGGUCUUUGUGGACAGCGUUGUCAGUGACAUCCUUUUUAAGAUAUGGGACUCGUUCCUUUACGAGGGACCAAAGGUCAUUUUCCGUUUUGCCCUGGCGCUGUUCAAAUACAAGGAAGAGGAGAUCCUGAAGGUGCAGGAUUCCAUGUCCAUAUUCAAGUAUCUCCGCUCCUUCACACGCACCGUCCUGGACGCCAGGAAGCUGAUCAGCAUCGCCUUUGGGGACCUGAACCCCUUCCCGCUGCGCCAGAUCCGGAACCGGCGAGCCUGCCACCUGGAGAAGGUGCGGCUGGAGCUGACGGAGCUGGAGGCCAUCCGGGAGGACUUCCUGCGUGAGCGGGACAGCAGCCCCGACAAGGGCGAGCUGGUCAGCGACGAGGAGGAGGACACCUGAGCGGCCCGGGCGCCGCCCUUGCUGCCGCCACCACCAAAGUGCCAAGUGACAGCCGGACGUCGGGACCUGCCGGGCGCCUGUCCCCAGCCCUCUCCGCGCCGUGGCCUCUGGCUCUGUCUGACGGGUGGUGGCCAGGCCGCCCGGCUGUCUGUCUGCGGGCCGGAGCCUGCUCAGGCACCUGUCGGGGUGUCGAUGUCCCGCCCUCUGAAACCCUCGCUUUGCCGGCGUCUCCUGUGCUCCUGCUCCUGCGGUGGGCGGCUGUGUGCGUUUGCAGACGGCCGUGUGCGGAGGACGUGCCGGUGGCUCUGUGGGCCAAAGAGCGGCUGCCUCGGUGGCUCCGGGGCGGUGUUGGCACAGUGACGUCCCUAGAGAAGCCAGCACACCCCUCGUUCGUUCGGAAGUGGCCACCACAGGGUGCCCGUGACCCUCCCCGCGGGGGCUGCAAGCGCCCACCGUGCCCCAUUUCUGGGGAGCCUUCGUCCUUCCGGCACCGGCUCCUGCCUGGGGGGGCCCGGCUGCCCAGACGCCCCCCAUUGCCAGCCUGUUCGAGACCCUUGGGCUGCUCCGCCAUAGCCCGGCCCGUGCCUGGCGCGUCCGCACCGGGCCCUGUGGAAACCGGUCGGCUCACAGUCAUUCUCCCAGGACGGGUGGGGCGGGGAUUCCGGGUCAAUGGUGUGUCAUCGUGUGGCGGGUGGGCCCACCCCUGGGCUGGCCUUGGCUGGGGGGACCCAGCAGCCUUUUCUGGGGUGCUUUGCGGGCCAGGGGUACAGCUGCCCAGUGGACGCCCUGGGACGGCCCAGACCCGGCUUCCCCAGGGUGGCCGUGCUCCUGGGUCGGGCAGGGCUGCUGCCAGCUCCAGGGUCAGGAGGCACCUACGCUUGGGGCCAAGGUUGGGGUGGGCUCUCCCCAGCGUGUCCCCUGGAUGCAUCCUCAUCCUCCAGGGACGAGGCGUCACCAUUGCCUCUGGCCGGUCAGGCUGCCCGGGCGGGUUGUGGAAACGUCGAAGCCUGGAGAGAGGCUUUGAGCAGGGAGGGGGUUUCACUUGGUCUCUGGGCCGUCCCCGACGUGCAGACGUGACAGAAUGUCUUCUGGCCCCGUGUCAUUCCACACGAGAGAAACGGUCUUUACCAGAAUGUCUCACACUACCUGGGAAAAUUGGAAAUGACCCUUCAUUGACGUAAACACACUCAGACCAAGAAUCGAACCAGGGCGGUUUUAAGUGCCUUUUCCCUAUCAGGGUUUUCCUGUUGAUUUUUGCUGUCACCUUCCUGCCAGUGUCAGGGCUAAGCUGGCAUUUCGUGUGCUCGACUGGGCUCUGCUUUUCUGUCUUCGGUGACGUUGGUUCAUUUUUCACUGCCCACAGGGAGCUGGUCUCUGUAUUCAGCCAAAAGCCUUUGUCUCUUUUCAGGUAUUAAAAACGUGUUUUAUCCUUGUUUUGUUUUGGGGGGGCAGCUGUUUGAGGCCCAACUUGUUCAGGAAGUUGCCUGAGCACGGGGUGUUGCAGUCUGCCUGGGUGACUUGGGGGGACCCCUCCUGCUUCCCCACGCCUGUCAGCCCCAGGGGACAGCAGGACGGGCCGGGGUUGGGGGUCGGGGAUCGGGGGUCGGCUCCCCCUGCCCCAGGUUCCAGGUCCCCGGGGGCUGUGCCGGCCCAGCCUGCUGCGUCCUGGGGCUGAGACGCCUGCAGGGCUGGGCUGGUUCUGUCGGGUUCACCCCGUAAGCCGCCCCUGACGGAGGCCAAGGCCAUGGGAGUGUUUGCAGGCAGGUGUCAGCGGUGGCCGGGCUGGGGGGUCCUGGAGGGACGGACGGGGGGCUCUUUCUCGGGGGCUCCUUCUCGCUCCCCCAGAGUGCAGGGCGGGGAGUGCUCGGCCUGGUUCCACUCUGGGGACCAGACGGGCUGUGGGCCCCACUGUUUGCGGCCAACAUAUCCCUUCCCUGUGCCACCAUGGGCAGAGCUGCUCUGUCCCUCCGGUGCCCUGAGGUCCCCCGGCCUCACCAGCUGCCCGGCAAGUGCCCCUUGCGGCCGGGGCUGCUGCUCUGAACCUCGGCCCCUGCGUGCCGAGUGCCGGCUUUAAAUGGAUGGUUUAUGGGUUGAGCCUCUGUUAAUGCUCUUGUAUAUUGUACUACAGUUUAUAUUUUUAUAGGCUAUUUUAUCAAGGUUUUUCUAGAUUCCGUACAUCUAUUUUAUAUAACAAGCUCUGAUUUUGUGUGA